Molecule: messenger RNA, 1179 nt
Organism: Rodentolepis nana
Lineage: Eukaryota; Metazoa; Platyhelminthes; Cestoda; Cyclophyllidea; Hymenolepididae
Source: the annotation of a GenBank genome assembly
AUGGCUUCCAGUGGUUCAUUCUCUGCUGGAAUCGGCGAUUUCGACUCGGAUCGUGAUUUAUUCGCGUCUUCUGCCUCGUUACUAUCGGGAGACCCAGUAGUAGUGGGUUCACAAUAUUCUGUGUCUUCUGGAUUCCUUACGCAAUCGUUUGGUGCCAACGCUCAUCUUUAUUCAGCAAUUAAUCCUCCUCACAUGCGACGCUACCAUACAUUAGUUAUUCGCAACUAUGGAAAGGUGCCUACACAUAUUAGUUGCUUAUACGUGGAGCACGACAGCCAUAUGCAUGUCGUUUUGCGAGCAGAUUAUAACGUGGGUCGAAAAGUGAACCGGUUGCUUACCGAUUGCUCUGUUUCCCAGGACGAGUUGUUUCGGGUGAAAAACACACUUCAGUUGGUGAGAAACCUGAAUUUUCUUUUGCGGUACUUCAAGGCCAGAGGAGAGGUAAAAGAGGUUGGCCUUGAAAUGCGGGACGAAUGGGAAACCGCCCGUCAAAUGCCUCCUAUUGAGCCGCCUUCCUCAUGUUCGUCGGACAAUAGGCGUGCACGAAUCCAAACCUCAAGAGAGUUGAAGGGAGAGCAUAGGAUGCAUAAGUACUUCAAUCUCCUGGAGGAACUACGGAUUCGCCAAGUAAGAACCUUUGACGAAGUUUUUCAUAAGUUCAAUGUUGAUGAAAUCACCUUCAUGAACUCAUCAAUCGGUAUCCAAUGGGGUGAGGUUGCUAGGCAGCAGAUACGAACAUUGAGUAAUGAGCGAUUGGCAAAGGAGAAGACCAAUCCCUACUUGCAAAAUCUCCACGAAUUGCCCCAUGAUUGUCAUGUGAUGUGUCGUGAAGAUAUUGAGUUGGGUGUUGGCUGGCUGAUAGCGAUGCUCAACACAAAUUCUAUUGAUAUUGGCGCUCUUCUAGGCGACAUUGUUCAAAUCAUGGACAAAAGAAAGGCCAAAAUAAAUACACUCUGUUUCCGAGGCCAGACCAACACUGGUAAAACGCUGCUAGCCAAUCUAUUAACCUCGCAUCUUUUGGUAAGACUGCACUUAAAGUACUCAUUUCAUUUUUUUGUUUUUGCACACAAAACGCUUAUCCUCGUCUUGGCGCUUUUUAAUAGAUUGGAACGGUGUGCCGACGUGGUGAUCAGACCGCCUUUCAUUUCGACAACUUGCUCAAUCGCACAGUUGCCCUGA